Molecule: messenger RNA, 1399 nt
Organism: Chironomus riparius
Lineage: Eukaryota; Metazoa; Arthropoda; Insecta; Diptera; Chironomidae
Source: the annotation of a GenBank genome assembly
UCAUAUAGUUUUAAAAUUUUCAUCGAAUUUUUUCUCUUAUUUUCUUGAAACAAGUUGGAAUUUUAAAAGUUAAAAGUACAAAUAUAUCGAUGGGAAUAUGGAAAAUAAGAAUGCGGAGGCUGUUGGCAAUAAAAUUUAGCCACAUACAGAGACUUAAUUUUUAUGGACUUCUGGCGGCACUACUGUUUAAUGAGUACAUAAUUUAUUAUUUCAAUCGAUUAGGCUGGGAAAAGGCAGCAUGUGGAACAGAUUCCUGUUCACGAAUACUUUUCGUUGCUGAUCCCCAAGUACUGGGUGAAUCCAAAGAAUCGAGAUGGUAUGCUCGUUAUGAUAGUGAUAAACACAUAUCUCGUAAUUAUCAUCAAGCAGUAUCACAUGUCCGACCUGAUGUGAUUGUAUUUUUGGGUGACUUAAUUGACGAAGGAAGUUAUGCUGAUGAUUUCUCAUAUGAAAAGUAUUUUCGACGGUUUGUUGAUAUUUUUCCGGAACCGGAUGGUGUGAAAAUGAUUUUCAUACCUGGAGAUAAUGAUAUUGGCGGUGAAGGCUCGGAAAUGGUGAAGCCAUCAAAAGUGAAGCGCUUUAAUAAUUAUUUUGAAGACAAUAGUCAAUGGAAAUUCGAUAACAAAUUAAAUAUUUAUCAUAUUAAUCGAAUUACGCAUGAAUUGCCAUUGCUUAAGGAUAAAGAUAUGCCUCAAAUUGAGGAGAAUUCAGGAUAUACACGAAUAUUGAUUAGUCAUUUUUCAAUUAUUCUAAUACCAGGUGCAUAUUCCUACAAAGCAAUUGAAAGAUUUCGUCCGCAUGUUAUUUUCAGUGGACAUUAUCAUAGAAGUUCCCAAAUCACAUCUGAAUUAAAACGACUACGAUAUUCUACUACUUUACCAUUAAUGCAUUCAAUGUCAUACGAAUUACGUACAAUAGAAACAAAUCAAGAGGCUUUAGAAAUUCAAGUUCCAUCAUGUUCAUAUCGUAUGGGAGAAGAUCAUAUUGGUUUUGGACAAGCCGUCAUUGAAAAUGGAUACUUGCACUAUACACCUCUCUUUAUACCUAAUAGAUUUACACAACUAAGACUUUACGUAGUAUUUGGAUUUGUACUUAUUAUUGUUAAUAUAUUGAUCUCUCACAAUUUCCGAAAGCUUUUAAGAAAAUUCAAUUUUUCGCGCCAAAACUAUCAUCCUAUUUAAGAUUAAGGACAGUUUUUUUUUAGCUAAUAAGAAGAAAUUUUCAUAAAACCUUUAUGACAAAUAAGUGGACCCAAAAUUGAUGUCAAGUAAUUUAAAUUUGCCAAAGAUAGAUAAUGAGUCACAUAUGAAAAAUAAUUGUGUCAUUUAUUAAGCAUUGAAAAAUUUCCAUUCAUUAAUUUAAUUAAUUUAUUUCUAUACUGCAUCUAAAUUAAUUUUGU